Rotaria socialis is the source of this 318-nucleotide messenger RNA. NCBI's taxonomy places the organism in Eukaryota, Metazoa, Rotifera, Eurotatoria, Philodinida, Philodinidae. The record is from the annotation of a GenBank genome assembly.
AUGUGUCAAUCAAACAUUUAUCUUCUUGAUCUACCCAAUGAAAUAUUGCUUAUCAUCAUCAAAAAGCUUCACAAAGUUGAUGUUCUGUAUUCGCUAUUUGGAAUUAAUAAUGGACGACUUGAUAUAUUACUACAAGAAGAUGUAUUUAUUAAUACUCUAAAUGUUACAACAGCAUCAUCAAUCACUGGUGUCAAAUUUGAUCGAUUUUGUACUCAAAUAUUACCUCAAACUCGUUAUAUUAAAAAACUCAUUCUCGAGCCAACACCUAUGGAACGUAUUCUUCUUCUUAGUGAUUAUCCAAAUCUGACCUACCUAUAA